CCUGGAACGUACCUCCGCACCUCGGGUGGUCCUGGGAUAGCUAUGGAGACACCUGGCGCGUCCACCCGGGCGCUUUUGCUCUCAGCUGCGCCGGGGUCCCGGAGAAAGCGCGCAGCCGGGGAAGCUGCGGUUGCGACAAACAAGCAGCGGAUCCUGGACGAGGAAGAGUACAUCGAGGGCCUCCAGACUGUUAUCCAGAGGGACUUCUUUCCUGAUGUGGAGAAGCUACAGGCACAGAAAGAAUACCUGGAGGCUGAGGAGAAUGGAGACCUGGAACGGAUGCGCCAGAUUGCCAUCAAGUUUGGCUCUGCCUUAGGAAAAAUGUCCCGAGAGCCCCCUCCACCCUAUGUGACUCCAGCCACAUUUGAAACCCCUGAUGUGCAUACAGGCACUGGUAUGGUAGGCAACAAGUCCAGGCCAAGGGGCCGAGGCCUGGAGGAUGGUGAUGGAGAGGCAGCAGAAGAGGAGGAGAAAGAGCCCCUACCUAACCUGGAUGUCUUCCUGAGCCGGUACACAAGUGAGGACAAUGCUUCCUUCCAGGAGAUCAUGGAGGUGGCCAAGGAGAAGAAUCGGGCCCGGCACUCGUGGCUCUACCAAGCUGAAGAGGAGUUUGAGAAGAGGCAGAAAGAUAAUCUCACACUCCCAUCAGCAGAGCACCAAGCCAUUGAGAGCAAGCAGUCUGGUGUGGAAACCUGGAAGUACAAGGCCAAAAACUCCCUCAUGUACUACCCAGAGGGUGUCCCUGAUGAAGAACAGCUGUUUAAGAAGCCCCGGCAGGUGGUGCAUAAGAACACUCGCUUCCUCAGAGACCCCUUCAGCCAGGCCCUGAGCAGGUCCCAGUUGCAGCAGGCUGCCGCCCUCAAUGCCCAGAACAAACAGGGGAAGGUGGGCCCCGAUGGCAAGGAGCUGAUACCCCAAGAAUCCCCCCGAGUGGGUGGAUUUGGAUUUGUUGCCACUCCUUCUCCUGCGCCUGGUGUGAAUGAGUCCCCACUGAUGACCUGGGGAGAAGUCGAGAAUACACCCUUGAGAGUGGAAGGAUCAGAAACCCCCUAUGUGGAUAGGACACCUGGACCAGCUUUCAAGAUUUUGGAACCAGGCCGCAGGGAGCGACUGGGACUGAAGAUGGCCAAUGAGGCUGCUGCCAAGAACCGAGCCAAGAAGCAGGAAGCCCUUCGGAGAGUGACGGAGAAUCUGGCCAGCCUCACUCCCAAAGGCCUCAGCCCAGCCAUGUCCCCAGCCCUGCAGCGCCUCGUCAGUAGGACGGCCAGCAAGUACACAGACCGGGCCCUGCGGGCCAGCUAUACACCAUCUCCAGCACACUCCACCCACCUCAAGACCCCAGCUGGUGGGCCCCAAACCCCCACGAGCACACCAGCUCCGGGCUCUGCCUCACGCACCCCUCUCAAUCAGGACCCAACCUCCAUCACAGACAACUUACUACAGCUCCCUGCCCGCCGCAAAGCCUCAGACUUCUUCUAGAGCCAGGCCCAGCCUGAGCUUGUGGAAGCUUCCCAGAGCCUGUGGAGCAGCUGUCACCCAGCAGAGGACUCUGGCCUUCUCGGGAAUCAGGCCUGGACCAAAAAUCUUGCCUUUCCUAGGAGCCACAGAAGGAAGAUACUGUGCUAGCUAGGCUGGCACGGGACAUACCCACUUGGUCCUUGGGGUGCAUCCCAGGGCCUUGCUGAUACUGUUUUCUAUUGAUGCCCCCUCCCCACUGUUUCUAUUUAAGUGUCAUUAAAAAGCACUUG
Molecule: messenger RNA, 1748 nt
Organism: Condylura cristata (star-nosed mole)
Lineage: Eukaryota; Metazoa; Chordata; Mammalia; Eulipotyphla; Talpidae
Gene: ESS2
Product: DiGeorge syndrome critical region gene 14
Exons: 10
Coding region: 43-1479 (478 amino acids)
Cellular component (GO): catalytic step 2 spliceosome
Source: RefSeq, a predicted model, not a curated record